CUGGACAGAGUAUGUUAGAAGUGAACAAACCCUUCUGACAUUCAAGAAAGAAUUAUUCACAUAUAGAACAGAAACUAUAGAAUGAAUUUAAAGGGAGAGAACGAGAAAAUAGGGUACAAAUGAUUCAGGCGCUGAUACCGAGCUACUACUCGCAACGGGCAGAAACAGGGCCGGUGCGCGACUAUUGUGGCAUAAUCCGACCGCUGAGCUGAAGAGGCCAGUACGAGUACAGUUACCACAGUGGAAUAUGGUUAUCUGUAUUAUUGCCCUGUAUAGUUGCCUCGCGUUCUGGAAUCACCAAGCUAGUGGUCACUACAGUGCACGAGGUUUACUACAGCAACACCAAUCUACAGAGAACAUUUACAUCGCCAUCUAUCAAUUGUGCCAUCAAUAUCCGGUCAUCAUUAACGCCCGACAGCAAUGUGGUCCCAUAGUAAAAGGCUUACCGUGUACGGUUUACAAUAAAACCUACGACAACGGAGAAACGUUCAGGCUAGACUGCAGAACACAGUGCACUUGCCAGAACGGAACUUAUGCCUGUGCAUCGUUGUGUCCGCAAGAGAACAUAUCUCCUCAGGGACUUUGCAGACAUCCCCGGCUAGUCGAAGUGCCCGGACAGUGUUGCAGAGAAUGGAUGUGUGACAACGUAAAUAUGGAAAGGCCACCGAAUUGCGAAGCGUUGGUGACUCCGUGGUCGGAAUGUUCAUCGCAGUGUGGUCUGGGACUUUCGAGGCGCAUGUCUAAUGCAAAUGAAGCAUGCAAACCUAAUAACGAAACCAGACUUUGCCAAAUAAGGCCGUGUCACUCACCACCACUAGUGAAUGCUAAAUAUGCAAGACACCACCACAUAAGGAAGGGUCACGAGUGCAAGGCGACGAUCAAGUCGAUGGCGCCGAUGCGGCUGAAGUUCGGCGACUGCCGGAGCCGGAAGACGUUCCACCCGAAGCGGUGCGGCGGCGCGUGCCCGGCGCACGUGGAGUGCGCGCCCGAGCUGAGCACCACGGUCAAGGUGGAGUUCCUGUGCCGCAGCCCGGUGGAGGGACACGACAGGCUGGACGGCGCGGUUCCGGGCGACGACCUGUGGGAACCGGUGCACCGACCGUUCUCGGCCACGGCCGACGACUACGUGCACAGCGUGUACGUGGACGUCGAGUGGAUCGUCAAGUGCACGUGCCGGCGGCACGCGGACUGACGACGGCGGCGGCCGUGAACCGCAGCGCGACCCCAGCAACCGGCCGCCCGCGACUUGGCUGAACUGUGAACGGCGUCCUCGGCGUACAAAUCCUUUUUUUUCCGAUUUUUUCCGAUUUUCUUUUCUCGACGUCUCUCCGGAAGCCGUUCGCGUCGCGCACAUGCAUUCGAAUGCAGACACGCACACAUACACACAUACACGUACACACACACAAACACACACACACACACAUACACAUCAAUUCAGUUCACUCAUUAAUAGUAUUAUACACUAUUUAUUACGAAGGAUGCGAAAGAACGAGUGAGAUGGAGUGAGAGUGCGCAGGAUUCGGAGUUUUUAAAAACGUUUUCAACGUUAGAUGUAUUUAUUAUUAUUAUUAUUAUUAUUAUUAUUAUUAUUAUUAUUA
Molecule: messenger RNA, 1598 nt
Organism: Sipha flava (yellow sugarcane aphid)
Lineage: Eukaryota; Metazoa; Arthropoda; Insecta; Hemiptera; Aphididae
Gene: Ccn
Product: WNT1-inducible-signaling pathway protein 2
Exons: 5
Coding region: 248-1192 (314 amino acids)
Biological process (GO): signal transduction; cell adhesion
Cellular component (GO): extracellular matrix; extracellular region
Molecular function (GO): heparin binding; integrin binding
Source: RefSeq, a predicted model, not a curated record